AAUAAGCGUUUUUUAUUUUACGGGCAACACAAAUGACAUAUUUUCCCUUGCAAUAUAAGUCGGUGCAUUUCACGACUAAGAGGAUAGCUGCAACGAUCUGAUAUGAUUUGUGAGUGAUGGAACGUGAUAGCUAGAUUGCAUAUAGUAUGAAGACAUAUUAAUUUGUUACGACUUAUAUAUUGUUUUCUUCUUCAUCAAGUCUCCAUUUACCUUAAUUCCUAAACAUUGAUUCUCAUUGCCAACUAUGCCGAUGAAAAUUUAUCAAAAAGUCUUACCCAUCUUCUUAUAAAUAUCCGCAAAUUUCACCAAUUGAAACCAACAUCUUUAGUUGUGGACAAUUCAACUACAUGGAGUGCUUGUUACCUGUGGGAAUAAAAGUGUGUGUUGCAAUUUUGUUACUAGUAUAUACAUGGAGAGUGUUGAAUUGGGCAUGGUUUAGGCCAAAGAAAUUGGAGAAGUACUUAAGACUGAGUGGUCUUAAGGGAAAUCCAUACAAGCUACUCUAUGGAGAUUUGAAAGAGCUCUCAAAUAAACUCAAAGAAGCAAAAUCUAAGCCCAUCAAUUUCUCUGACGAUACAGCUCAAAGGCUUAUCCCUUUUUUCUGUGACACCAUCAACAAAAAUGGUAAAAAUUCUUUUGCCUGGCUAGGCCCCAAUCCAAUAGUAGUCAUCACAGAACCUGCACUUAUAAAGGAGAUUUUUGCUAAAAAUUAUAUGUAUCAGAAGUAUAAAAAUUCCAAUCCAUUCACCAAGCUAUUGGUUCAAGGCCUUGUAAGUCUUGAAGAACACAAAUGGGCCAAACACAGAAAAAUCAUCAAUCCUGCCUUCCAUUUUGAGAAGCUAAAGCAUAUGAUGCCAGCACUUUAUCAGAGUUGUAAUGAAAUGCUAAGCAAAUGGGAGGAUAUUGUUCCAAAGGAAACAUCAGUCGAGCUCGAUGUAUGGCCACACUUUCAACUGAUGACUGGUGAAGUAAUCUCCCGCACUGCAUUUGGUAGCAGUUAUGAAGAAGGAAAAAUAGUAUUCGAACUUCAGAAAGAACAAGCUGAGCAUGUAAUGGAAGUAGCUUUUUCGUUAUAUAUACCAGGGUCGAGGUUCUUGCCUAGUAAGAGGAACAAAAGAAUGCUGGAAAUCAAGAAGGAAAUUCAAACGACAAUUAGGCGUAUCAUUGAUAAAAGAUUGAAGGCAAUGAAAGCAGGGGAGACUAGUAAUAAUGAAGACUUAUUAGGCAUAUUACUUGAAUCCAAUUUGAAAGAAAUUGAACAGCAUGGAAGCAAAGAUUUCGGAAUGACAACAUUAGAAGUGAUUGAAGAGUGUAAGUUAUUCUAUUUCGCUGGACAAGAGACAACUUCGGUGUUACUUGUUUGGACUAUGAUUUUGUUGUGCUUACAUUGGGAGUGGCAAGUACGUGCCAGAGAGGAGGUUUUGCAGGUCUUCGGUAAUAAGAAACCAGAUUUUGAAGGACUAAGUCGCCUCAAAGUUGUGACUAUGAUCUUAUACGAGACGUUAAGGCUAUUCCCACCAUUACCAACACUUGGUAGGAGGACUAAAGAAGAAGUGAAAUUGGGGGAGCUAAAUCUAGCAGCUGGAGUGUUACUCGUUAUACCCACAGUUUUGGUACAUUGUGAUAAGGAAAUAUGGGGCGAAGAUGUGAAGGAAUUCAAACCAGAAAGAUUCAGUGAAGGAGUGUCAAAGGUAACAAAUGGACAAGUCUCGUUUAUCCCGUUUGGUUGGGGACCUCGAAUUUGCAUUGGACAAAACUUUGCAAUGUUGGAAGCAAAAAUGGCAAUAGCAAUGAUACUACAAAAAUUCUCAUUUGAACUAUCCCCAUCUUAUACACAUGCUCCAUUUCAAGUUGUGACUAUUCGUCCACAGUAUGGUGCUCCUCUGCUUAUGCACAAACUUUAGACGUUGCAGUUUGGUUAAGUACAAGUUAUCAUGGAGUACUAGUACUAAAGCAAUAACAAGGGAGAUUGACCAACCAGCUUUGAGUGGAAGAGAAAUCAACUUGUUGCCAUGCUGAAAGUACAUCUACUAUUGAUACCAAAGAAGACUCUUAGAUUGUCAAAUAACAGCAGGUACUAAAGGCCUGCAUUUAUUGAAGCUUUCUUGCUUAUAAAAGAACAAUUCCUUGAUGAAUCUUGCUUCUAUCUAAAUGACGAUUUUCCAGAACAUAGUGGGUAAUAUUUUAAAUGACAAAGUUCUGAUUCUCCUCAAGGCGCGACAAUAUCAAAAUGCCCCUAAGCGAUUAUAGGACGUUAAAGUCUCAUAAGGCUAUAUGUCUUGAUAGGUAAGGUGCUCGUCUUGUGCAUGCUUUACAUCUUGAACUAUGUGUCCAACAUGCUCGAAAAC
Molecule: messenger RNA, 2348 nt
Organism: Lycium ferocissimum
Lineage: Eukaryota; Viridiplantae; Streptophyta; Magnoliopsida; Solanales; Solanaceae
Product: cytochrome P450 CYP72A219-like
Exons: 5
Coding region: 348-1904 (518 amino acids)
Molecular function (GO): heme binding; monooxygenase activity; iron ion binding
Source: RefSeq, a predicted model, not a curated record